Molecule: messenger RNA, 414 nt
Organism: Asterias rubens (European starfish)
Lineage: Eukaryota; Metazoa; Echinodermata; Asteroidea; Forcipulatida; Asteriidae
Product: octapeptide-repeat protein T2-like
Exons: 2
Coding region: 1-414 (137 amino acids)
Source: RefSeq, a predicted model, not a curated record
AUGUCAGAAAAAGCGCGCAAAUUAGAAAAAAAGCAAGAAAGCAAGCAAGCAAGGCAGCAAGCCAUCAAGCAAGCAAGCCAUCAAGCAAGCAAGCCAUCAAGCAGGCAAGCAAGCAAGCCAUCAAGCAAGCAAGCAGGCAAGCAGGCAAGCAGGCAAGCAGGCAAGCCGGCAAGCAGGCACGCAGGCAAGCAGGCACGCAGGCACGCAGGCAAGCAGACAAGUAGGCAAGCAGGCAAGCAGCAGGCAAGCAGGCAAGCAGGCACGCAGGAACGCAGGCAAGCAGGCACGCAGGCAAACAGGCACGCAGGCAAGCAGGCUAGCAGGCACGCAGGCAACCAAGCAAGCAGAUUCCAGGUCAAACUGACACAGAAAUGCGUCAGACUCACCGGGGCUCGGAACCCGGGUCGUUUUUGA